AUGGCUAAUAAUCAGGAGACUAAGAAUCCCCUCUAUUCUAUCGGACAGUUCCAGAGAUAUCUAGGAAAAGAAUCACUAGCUUGGCCACGUCAGCUACAAGAUGCAUUUUUCGAUGCCCUCCUUUUGAUCCAGCCAAUGGGUAGAAAACGGAUUGCUUCGAGCACCAACCCGUCUAUUACGUACGGCCGCAAUAUGCUCAUUGCGAAAUACAUCUUGCUACGUGGAAUAAAGAUUGACAUCCCCUAUAACAAAGAAUGGAUCUUGGAUAGCAAUGCAGGAGAAGAUGGCCGUGAAAGACGAUCGCCUCUAACACAAAAUGGGCGAAAGCGAGUUUCGAGCCAUAUCCAGGUCUUAAAGCCUUACCUUGCCACCUUGGUCACUGGUCAUUUUAUCUUGCCUGUCAAUCAAGCUAUCCCAACCGAUCAGGACACGAACGACUUAAAAUCCAACAAGAUCCUCACCGCUAUUGCCGAUGGCAUCCUCCCUAACGAGCUUCCAAACUACGACUACUUCUCCAUGCUAUUAGGUGCAGACGAAGAUGUGUUCCUCCGACCAAAGCAAUGCUUGAUUUUCGUCUCGCCACCUUGGAUUAACGCUAAAAAGGAGCACGGCAACAACAAUCCUGCAAUAGUACUACACGACUACACGCGGGCACUUUCGCAAAAACCGUCGUCAUCCAUCGAAGAGAUAUCUCGCAAAUGGGCCGUCAGCUUUCCAGAGCUAAGCAAUCGACUCAUGGGUGCCCUGAACGACAUACGGUUAGCUGACGAGCGGACUUCACGCUAUGUUGUGGGCCCUUGUGAUACUUUCCAUUUCGAAAUCGCCCUAGAUAUGCAUUCGGGCUCUAUAUUCCCGAACGGCUCCGAGCUCCGAGGCGUGAUCGACCUCGCCAUCUGUCAGCCCUCCCUUCAUCAUCAUAGCUGGAAAUCUGUGACGUCAAUCGCAAAGCCAAAAGAGCUGCAAAGCUCUGGGCUUGAAAUGGGCUUCUGGAACCAUAAUGAGCUGGUGGAGUCCUUUGCACCUGGAGACGCCGCCGGCUAUGGCAACGAGCCGUAUGGCUUUACCGUUGGCGGUCAACAUCACAUGAUUCGUGUGCCAUUCCCAGCAACCAAUUGGGCAGAGACGUUCGGCAAACUAGCCCCGUGCAGCACUGAAGAACGCGAGAAGGAACAUGGGCUCCCAGUCCACAAGUCACAGGGGGCAAGCCCGGGUACUUAUCCUCCCAUGCCACUGGUUGACAAGGCCCCAAGCGUCAUGGAGCUUCUAUCUAAGGUUGCCAUGUACCAGGAAGUAUGGUCUGCUCGGAACAACGGUGAUGAAAUAGCCGAAGGGACCUGGACACGGCGGGCCGUGAUCUUGUGGAGUUUUGUCCCUACCCACGAGCAUCGGUCUGGGAAAGGCAAGGCCAAAACCGUGGUGCCGGGCACCAAAUGGCAGUUCCUCACCAGAUUAGAUCCAUCGUCACAAUACCAUCAGCGGCAUGCUUAUCUCUCUCGCUCGUCAACCAUGUCGGCAGACAGUUCUGCCUUACCGGAUCAAUACAUGCCUCGGUUUCACGAGAGUCAAUAUACCAUGACCACGACCUGUGCCGCCACACAGAAGCAGGAAGGCCAACCUAUCCUCGAUAAAUUCGCCAACUUGGAUACCCCAGCGCCGCGCGCCUACGCCAAUGACAACAGCCACACAGCGAGCUUUGAUAAUGUCGAUUUUACUACCGUGACCGGUAGCAAUGAGCUCCUAUACGGCCUACCAAGCCUCACGCCCUACAACACGCGCGACCAUGUAGGCAUGCACGGUAUGGCAAGUGGUGGUAGCAGCCUUACCACUACCUUUCCAGAUUGGUACAUUCCAAACAUCAGCCCUGAUAUGCCGUGGACCAAUGUUUCCAGCCCGACCUGGAAUCUAGAUGCCCCGUGGUGUGCUGGAUACGCCAACAACGAGGCGAGCCUGAGCAUGGCUGAUAGCGCAGGCAUGGCUGACCACAGGGCGAGGCUCCCGCCAUUGUACAUACAGGCGCCAAGCCAGGGAUACAAGAGGACAUACGAAGAAGAGGACGGAGAUACUGAGGUACGACACAGUAUGGACCGUAGCAACAAGAACCCACGGCUAGGGCAGCCUCUCCUUUAG
Messenger RNA from Anthostomella pinea, 2127 nucleotides. The record is from the annotation of a GenBank genome assembly. Lineage: Eukaryota; Fungi; Ascomycota; Sordariomycetes; Xylariales; Xylariaceae.